AUGUGUAUUUUCAAAGUUGUAUUUUUAUUAUUUUGCACUUUAUUUAUCUGUGCAUCUUCAGCACACAUAAAAGGCCAAUUUUCUACAAAAGAGUUUUUUAAGUUCCUAGUUAAAUUCGGAUUCCAAAAAACAGAUAUCCAUUUCCAAAAGGAAACAUAUGGGUAUAUAUUUGGGAAUAUUACCUCGAAUGAACAUUUUAAAUAUCCUAUCACAUUCGCUGUUUUAGAUAGAAGACAUUUUAUUCACUAUUACAAAAACAGGGAUAUUAUCGAUAAAGAAGCUGCUUGCCAGAUUAUGUUCCAAAAUUUGAACAUAUCUGCUUAUCAUCCGAAAUGUAACGUAUGUGGUCAGGAUUUAUUUAGACGGAUCCCAUGUACGAAAGGAAAAUUAUGUAUAGAUGAAGAUACACCAUGGAAUGUUAUUAGAAAUAAUCAAUUUACUUAUGUGAUUCAAAAUACAGGCCAACCAAGAUUUUGGUAUAUAUCAAUGGUGUCAUGUUAUUUGGAUGAAGCAACAUGUUCAUGGCACCAUUACACAGGAGCACCUUCAAUGGAUAAUAAAACAUUAACAAACUCACCACAGAAUAUUGACUAUGAUUUCUGGCUUGUUAAUGGAAGUCCAAACACGUCUUUAUUUAAUACACUGGUUUAUCAAUUCUCAUUUGACAGACAAAAUACACUGGAAUUAUAUUUGUUAUUCUGGCUGUGCUAUGUUAUUUUGGUGCCAGUGCAGAUAUAUGCUAUGAGGACCCAACAACAUCCAGUGACAAAAUUGUUUACAUUCAGCCUUAUUUUAGAGUUCAUUGCAUUAUGUUUCAAUGUUUUGCACACUGUUAAAUUUGCAGCGGAUGGUAUAGGAUUUGAAAAUUUGUCUGUGGCUGGAGAUAUAAUUGAUAUCAUGAGCAGGACACUGUUUAUGCUACUGCUACUAUUAUUAGCCAAGGGGUGGGCUGUAACCAGGUUGGAAUUAACAUACAAACCUCUCGUGUUUGGAGUUUGGCUUGCAUAUGGAAUAGUUCAUAUAUUGCUUUAUGUUUGGAACACAACGGAAGUGGAUAUUAUAGAAGAAAUUGAUGAGUAUCAAACAUGGCCAGGCUGGUUGAUUCUCACAUUGCGCGUUGUUAUUAUGGUGUGGUUCAUUCUGGAGCUUCGAAACACAAUGAUAUAUGAGCACAACAUAACCAAGCUCAAUUUCCUAUUACAUUUCGGCGCAUCGAGCCUGGUUUGGUUCGUUUACUUGCCGAUCAUAGCUCUAAUAGCAUUACAAAUCAGUCCUCUGUGGAGGUUCAAGUUUUUACUAGGUAUAACGUACUCAGCGGAUUGCCUCGCCUUUUGUGUCAUGGCGCAUUUGCUUUGGCCGACACGCUCCGAGCAGUACUUACUUCUAACCUCUUCAGACUACACAGCGAACAUAGAAGAGCUAGAUGAAUUCAAUGAAUCACCACACGUGGUGCACAGUGACACGAUCGCGCUCACUACUGCGGUGAGCGUCAACGCGGACGAUGAAGAAGUGAUAUUUACUCGUCCGCCACAAAAGAACGGAACGGCGUUCUCAUAG
Parnassius mnemosyne (clouded apollo) is the source of this 1557-nucleotide messenger RNA. The record is from the annotation of a GenBank genome assembly. NCBI's taxonomy places the organism in Eukaryota, Metazoa, Arthropoda, Insecta, Lepidoptera, Papilionidae.